AGUUCUGGUGCCGCAGGCCGCCCCUCGACGGUACUCCGUGGUGUAUCCCGCUGUAGCCACCAUGCUAUUCUGGCACCUAAGCGGAAUCUACGGGCUGUGUCUGUGCUUAUUUUAUGCUAAGUGGGCUACGAUUUUGUUCAAUACCAUACUCUACAUAUGCGCUAUGCUGGGCGUCACGGCGGGCGCGCACCGGCUGUGGGCGCAUCGCUCCUACAAGGCGACCCUGCCGCUGCAAGUGUUGCUCAUGCUGUUCCAGAGCCUCGCCUACCAGCACUCGGCGCUUCGCUUCGCUCGGGACCACAGGUACACCCUCCUACAAGGCGACCCUGCCGCUGCAAGUGUUGCUCAUGCUGUUCCAGAGCCUCGCCUACCAGCACUCGGCGCUUCGCUUCGCUCGGGACCACAGGUACACCCUCCUACAAGGCGACCCUGCCGCUGCAAGUGUUGCUCAUGCUGUUCCAGAGCCUCGCCUACCAGCACUCGGCGCUUCGCUUCGCUCGGGACCACAGGGCCCACCACAAGUUCAGCGACACGGACGCGGACCCAUACAACCCCGCGCGCGGGUUCUUCUUCGCGCACAUCGGGUGGCUGCUGGUGCGCAAACACCCGCAGGCCAUCACCAGAGGGAAAGGGAUACACGUGGACGACCUCUACCAGAACCCCGUGCUGGUCUUCCAGAACAAGUACAGUUUCCACCUCACCAGCUUACUUGCAUUCGUGCUUCCUGCGCUCGUCCCGACUUACUUCUGGCAGGAGAGUGUGACCACCGCGCACCACGUGUCGGUGGUCCGCGUGCUCGCCGUCUGGCACGCCUUCUUCACCACCAACAGCGCCGCACACAGCCACGGCUACAGGCCCUAUGAUAAACGCAUCAUGCCCACACAAAACCUUCCCGUAACCUUCAUCACACUCGGUGAAGGAUUCCACAACUUCCAUCAUGUGUUCCCCUUCGAUUACCGAGCGGCUGAACUUGGGAAUAAUUGUUUGAAUCUCACAACGAGGUUUAUAGAUGUUUUUGCGUGGAUCGGGUGGGCGUACGAUUUGAAGCAUGCGUCUCCUGAUGUCAUAGCGAAGAGAUCGAACAGGACUGGAGAUGGAACUGAUCUGUGGGGGCGACCCAAGGAGGAUUUUGUGAGUGAUUCUUCUAAAUAAUUUUGAAGAGCAGACAUGAGAAGAUGUAAGAUGUGAGCUCGAUAUGGAAGAAGACUGUAUACCGAAUACAGUUUAUGGUGUUGUGGGUACAUAAGUACACAUCGGUACACAUUUGCAAGGAAAAAAUGCCACACGUGAGGAAACAACGAGGAGCCCGACUCUAGCAAAUUAAAAAAAACCACCCAUGCUGGUCUACAAUUCAUAUUUUUCAUUGUUCUAGACGUGUGUAUUUAAUCUAUAAUAGGAAUCACGAAUGUUUCACAAUAGCCGGGUCCAGAUAGACCGAGCAUACGCGCAAGGCUUUGUGCGCGAGGAAAUUGCCUCGCGCGUACGCUGGCUCUGUGUGGAGCCGGCUAAUAACAGAAAAAAAGGAGAAACAAUAUACUUGUUUAAUACAA
Messenger RNA from Cydia fagiglandana, 1550 nucleotides. RefSeq names its product acyl-CoA Delta(11) desaturase-like. The coding region runs from base 157 to 1152 and encodes 331 amino acids. Gene Ontology annotation, molecular function: iron ion binding; stearoyl-CoA 9-desaturase activity. Gene Ontology annotation, cellular component: endoplasmic reticulum membrane. The transcript has 4 exons. Lineage: Eukaryota; Metazoa; Arthropoda; Insecta; Lepidoptera; Tortricidae. Gene Ontology annotation, biological process: unsaturated fatty acid biosynthetic process. The record is from RefSeq and is a predicted model, not a curated record.